Betta splendens (Siamese fighting fish) is the source of this 1878-nucleotide messenger RNA. RefSeq names its product mucin-2-like. The record is from RefSeq and is a predicted model, not a curated record. The coding region runs from base 1 to 1878 and encodes 625 amino acids. NCBI's taxonomy places the organism in Eukaryota, Metazoa, Chordata, Actinopteri, Anabantiformes, Osphronemidae. The transcript has 3 exons.
AUGCUCCAGCAGGAAGCGGUGGCCUUGGAAGCAGAUAACGCGUCUGAGCUGUGCUCACAGGACACCGUCUCCUCUGCAGACACUCAGGGCCCCAUGCUACAGCAAGCGGAGCGGUCCAGCCCUCUGGGUUCUGGACCCGAAGGUCCUGUGUGGCUGAAUGUGACCUGUCACAACCCACCACAACCCGUCACAACCCACCACAACCCGUCACAGCCCGUCACAAUCCGUCACAACUCACGACAACCCACCACAACCAGUCACAACCCACCACAACCCGUCACAACCCACCACAACCCGUCACAGCCUGUCACAAUCCGUCACAACUCACGACAACCCACCACAAACCCGUCACAACCCGUCACAACCCAUCACAAAACUCACGACAACCCGUCACAACCGUCACAACUCACGACAACCCUUCACAACCCGUCACAACCCGUCACAACCAGUCACAACCCACCACAACUCACCACAACCUACCACAACCCGUCGCAACCAGUCAUAGCCAACCGCAACCUGUCACAACCCACGACAACCCACCACAACCCGUCACAACCCGUCACAACUCACCACAACCCGUCACAACUCACCACAACCCGUCACAACCCGUCACAACCAGUCACAACCCGUCACAACCUGUCACAACCCGUCACAACCCACCACAACCCGUCACAACCCGUCACAACCCACCACAACCCGUCACAGCCCGCCACAACCAGUCACAACCCGUCACAACCUGUCACAACCCGUCACAACCCACCACAACCCGUCACAGCCCGUCACAACCCGUCACAGCCCGUCACAACCCACCACAACUCGUCGCAACCUGUCACAACUCAAGACAACCCGCCACAACCCGUCACAACCCAUCACAACUCACGACAACCUGUCACAACCCGUCACAACCCGUCACAACCCAUCACAACUCACGACAACCCGUCACAACCGUCACAACUCACGACAACCCUUCACAACCCGUCACAACCCGUCACAACCAGUCACAACCCACCACAACUCACCACAACUCACCACAACCCGUCACAACCAGUCAUAGCCAACCGCAACCUGUCACAACCCACGACAACCCACCACAACCCGUCACAACUCACCACAACCCGUCACAACUCACCACAACCCGUCACAACCCGUCACAACCAGUCACAACCCGUCACAACCUGUCACAACCCGUCACAACCCACCACAACCCGUCACAACCCGUCACAACCCACCACAACCCGUCACAGCCCGUCACAAGCCGUCACAAGCCGUCACAACCAGUCACAACCCAUCACAAGCCGUCACAACCAGUCACAACCCGUCACAACCUGUCACAACCCGUCACAACCCACCACAACCCGUCACAGCCCGUCACAACCCGUCACAGCCCGUCACAACCAACCACAACUCGUGGCAACCUGUCACAACUCAAGACAACCCGCCACAACCCAUCACAACUCACGACAAACUGUCACAACCCGUCACAACCCGUCACAACCCACCACAACUCGUCGCAACCUGUCACAACUCAAGACAACCCGCCACAACCCGUCACAACCCAUCACAACUCACGACAACCCACCACAACCUACCACAACCCGUCACAACCAGUCACAACUCACCACAACCCGUCACAACUCACCACAACCCAUCACAACCCACCACAACCCCUCACAACCCGUCACAACUCACGACAACCCGUCACCAGCCACAGCUGGCAUCAGGGGUGGCGGCAGGUGGCUGUUGUGGCUGUUGGGCGAGUUUUAUUGUCACCUUCAAACCAGGUGUGCAGUGAUGUGUCUCUUUGUCUUUACAACUGACCAAGCUUUAUCAUCAAGGCAUCGUCGACGUCCCACCUACAGCCUGACCUGUGGCAGGUAG